Messenger RNA from Oncorhynchus masou masou (cherry salmon), 1378 nucleotides. Its product is annotated as dynein axonemal assembly factor 1-like. The coding region runs from base 563 to 880 and encodes 105 amino acids. NCBI's taxonomy places the organism in Eukaryota, Metazoa, Chordata, Actinopteri, Salmoniformes, Salmonidae. The record is from RefSeq and is a predicted model, not a curated record. The transcript is spliced from 7 exons.
UGGAGAUGUUGACAUCGCGUUCAGCAAUAUUUCUGCAACUUCCAGUAAACUAGGUUAGACAGUUCACUAUAAUUUAGCAUAAUAGUCAGCACAUGGCAACAUGUUAAAUAAUCGCAUGAGUUUAGCCAUGUCUAAAGUUAUCCUCCUAUCUCACUUGUGUGUCCUCACAUACAGAAGUCGACAAACUCAUAAAAGCCCAACAACAAGAGGAAAAUGACUCGGGUCCAAGAAUGACAAAGACAUUUCUGAAGGACCACUGCAAGCAAAAUAAACUCUACAUGACACCUCGAUUGAAUAACCCACUGUAUUUGCACUUCAAAGGCCUCUCCACCAAAGAGAAUCUGGAGGAGUACACUCAGUAGAACCACUCAGCAAGCUCUGCACCCUCAAUGUCUGCAACAACUACAUACGCACCAUCAAAAACAUUGCCUGCCUGCCUGAUCUGGGCACCUUGCAGAUAGCCCAUAAUAAGCUGCAGACAGUGGGAGACGUGGAGCAUCUGAGUCAGUGCCUGUCCCACAACCUGCUGGAUGACCCAGACAUCCUCACUGUGCUGGAGAGAAUGCCUGGACUGCGUGUGCUGAACCUGAUGGGAAAUGAAGUGAUAAAGAAAAUCCCAUACUACAGGAAGACUAUGAUCAUACAUCUCAAACAGCUCACAUACCUGGAUGACCGACCUGUGUUCCCAAAGGACAGUAUGAAGGGCGUGUGCGGUGGCGUGGGGUACAGCGGGUCCGGAGGGGGAGCGCAGGGAGAGGGAAUCAUGGCAAACACAAGAGAGAAGGAAGAUCCAGGACAGUCUGGACACCAUGUCAACCAUCAGAGACCAAGCCAUGGAGAAACUGCGACUCAGAGAGCUGCAAGAGAGAGGGGAGUAUGAGACCACUACAACUCCAGAAUUUGAGAGCCCCAGUAAAAAGAACCAGAGGCAGAAUCAGAGCCCAGGCUGGGAGGAGAGGAUCCAGGCGUUUGUGGAGGACAGUCUGGAGGCCCAUGAAGAGUUCCUACAGACACAGAGAGAACAGACAGAAAAGGAAGAGCUAGGGAAUGAACAGCCACUGAAGAAGCAGCUAGACAGAGAACAACCAGAAAGAGAGGAUCCGGAGGGAGAUCGGCUAGAGAGAGAGCACCAAGAGGGAGAUCGGCUAGAGAGAGAGGACCAAGAGGGAGAUCGGCUAGAGAGAGAGCACCAAGAGGGAGAUCAUCUAGAGAGAGCACCAAGAGGGAGAUCAUCUAGAGAGAGAGCACCAAGAGGGAGAUCAGCUAGAGAGAAAGCACCAAGAGGGAGAUCAGCCAGAUGGAGAGCAAGCAACAGAAGAAAGCUUAAAGGAAGAACUGUUAAGUUAAACCAGUCAAGGAGAGAACAACUACAAAGAAG